AGCAACAGAGAGCCGAUAAAAGCACUUUAAAUGACCUCUAAAAUCCCGAUGUGAGGGAAACCGAGCUGGCUCUGCUCCUGAGAGGGACCUGCUGCAGGGAAAGUUGAGGUUGCUCUGACGUCCUGAAUGUUUGGUUUUGGCUCCAGCAGAAGAAGGGUCCUCUCUUUAACACGCAGCUGCAUCCAUCACUGUGUGGGUCCUGCAGCAUGGUGCACCUUAAACCAACACCCUUAGAACAAUCCUUCACUUCCUCCAGAGAUAACACUCCGGCCUGUGAAGAGGCAGCAAGCAGGAGGACAGAAGAGGUCCUGUGAUCUGAGAGUGAAUGAAGCUCUGUCACAGGGUAUAACCGUGCGCGUCCCCGUGACACUGAACGGGAGCGCGCUUUAUGUAACGGAUACGGCACAUUAAAGGAGCUCAAACUCAUUCGUUGUUUCCGAGCAGCAAGUGUUUCAACUUCUCAAACCUUUUUCACGAGGACUUUAAUAAAUAUUCUGAUUCACUAUCUGACUGUCAUUCUAUCAGAGAACCACCUCCAGAGAGACCGGCUUCAGGUGUUCAGGGACUCUGUGCUCCUGAAGGCUCCUCUGUGGAUCUGCUCUGCUCUCCUCACUCCCCCUCCAUGAGAUGGUUCACUGUGCGUCUCGAUGGACCCUAUCACCAGGAGGAGGUGUCUGCAGACGGAGAGCGAGUGACGGUCAGCGAGUCUGCUGAGAGGAACCUCACUCUGAGCAUCCGAGAGCUGAGAGGCAGCGAUGCUAACACGUACUGCUGCAAAGAGCCUGCAGAGAGCCCUGCAGUCUGCCAGGGGAACAGCACCCAGCUGCAGGUCGCAGAGCUACAGGUCCUGGUCCUGCCCGGCUCAGAGGUUCGGACGGUGUCUCUGACCUGCAACAGCAGCUGUGCUCUGAGGGUCCAGCCUGGGGGCUUCCUGUGGUUCAGGAACUCAGAGCUGCUGCGUCACAACUUUGGUCCCUGGAACCAGCAGCUGCUCAGCGGGGGGGAAGCAGCCUCCUACUCCUGUGCUGUCAGAGGACACCCGCAGCUGAGAGCCCCCCCGGUCUCAGUGGACUCUGUCACAGAGCGCUGCUUCACCGUGACCUACGCUUACGGGAGGAUGUGUUCCUCCAAUCAGAAACCAGAGGACCAGCCCUGCUCCAUCACAUAUCCUACAGAGCUUCAUAUCCAAAUAUCUGAAGUGGAGAAUAUGUUCACACUGACCUGCAGCGGCAGCUGCCCGGACGCCACCCCCCCCCCGGUGAGCUGGUUCUGGGACAGAGAGAUCUCCCCCGAGUGUGAGAGUCAAACCCUCACUGUGUACGGCCUGUCCUCUCAGAGCCUGUCCUGCGCUGUGAAGGGACACCAAGACCUGCAGUCUGAGGAAGUCUGUGUUGAGAAAAGCUCUGACUGCUUGAGUGUGAAUUACGUCAGGCGAAGGCUCUGCGUUCUGGAAGGAUCUUCAGUGAAUAUUUCCAGUGAAUACUCCAAGAUGCUGCUCUUCCAUAAAAGUCAUUGGAUCAAAGUCCGAGGAAGUGAGGAUCCUGAGACUCUGAGCGAAGCUGCAGGUCGACUGGAGGUUUAUGACGACAUGGAAAGUAAAAAUGUCCUCAGAAUCCACAACCUGACGAAGAAUGACUCAGCAGAAUACAUGCUCUCAUUCAAGGGAGAUUAUGAAAACUGGGGAAAUGAAUGGGGAGUCACUUUGGUGGUCACAGGGCUGGAGGUGCACUUCAGUCCUUCUGCAGAGGUGAAGGCGUUCCAGAGAGUCUCACUGAGCUGCAGCUCCAGCUGUCCUCUGACCAACAACACAAACUACAUCUGGUUCUUCAACGGACAACCUCUGACCCCGAACCAGAACCAGAACAAACACCUGCUUCUGGACCCAGUCAGCAGUCAGCAUGCAGGAAACUACUGCUGUGCUGUCAGAAGCAACGUCAACAUCCGCUCUGCUGAGGAGACGCUCUCCGUCAUAGCUCUGACCUCCAUAGCCGCAGUGAAUGUGAUGAAGCUGAUCCUGUUGUUCGUGAUCCUGCCGGCCGUGUUCCUCCUGCACCUGAUCAGCAGCAGGAAGAAGAAGAGCGUUGCUGCUGAGCCCAGAGACGUACAAUCUGGAACGAUGGAUGCGCUGCAUGAGAGCAUCCCCCUCCGGACAGUGAGACAAACACAACAACAACGGGACGAUUAACUACCAGCAGAGACACAAGAUGUCUAAGAGUCAUUAACAAAGCCCUUCAUUUGGAAGUAGGGACAAACCAAGCUAAUUUACACUGAAUUAAAAAAGCAUCUUCCAUUAUGUACAGUCAGUAUGGAAUGAAAUAAAAUGCUUUCCCCAAAAACUAAAAGUACAAUUCACAAAAGUGUUCAUAGAUGUUUUUCCUUUAUUAACCCUUUCUAUGUUUGGAUAUUGUUUGAAUAUACUGAGUGCUUUGAUUUCCUCAGGAGUAAACAUUCAGACUUUGUUUUAAGGGUAAGUUGUGUUUCCUCCCCUACAUUUAUUCAUGUAUGCUUUUAUUGUUUCU
This is a messenger RNA of Eleginops maclovinus (Patagonian blennie), 2519 nucleotides long. RefSeq lists its product as uncharacterized. The record is from RefSeq and is a predicted model, not a curated record. The transcript is spliced from 10 exons. Bases 623 to 2185 code for a protein of 520 amino acids. Lineage: Eukaryota; Metazoa; Chordata; Actinopteri; Perciformes; Eleginopidae.